Messenger RNA from Drosophila montana, 877 nucleotides. RefSeq names its product protein D3. The record is from RefSeq and is a predicted model, not a curated record. The coding region runs from base 226 to 771 and encodes 181 amino acids. NCBI's taxonomy places the organism in Eukaryota, Metazoa, Arthropoda, Insecta, Diptera, Drosophilidae. The transcript has 2 exons.
AGGCCUGGAAAUUUUGUUUGCUUGCGUUCUUGGUUGGAUAUUAAUUAAUUGGAAUUAUAUACGUAUAUAUAUAUAUAUAUAUAUGUAUUUGUAGCCUGUCCGGCUUUGCCUUAUCAAUUGUCUGAAUCAUCAUAUCGAAUUACGAAAUUACCAGAGGCGAUAACGAAAAUCGGUAUCGGGCCGCGCUGUGAUUUUAUAUUGGUCAGUAAAAGACGGACGGAAAAAAUGAAUGCUCUUGUGCCCGAUGUGGUCGAUGAGGCGCCGCCCCAGGACAAGCUGAAGGUCAACUAUGCGGGCCAGCUCGCUGUCCAGGAAGGCAACGAACUGACGCCCACCCAGGUGAAGGACGAGCCGCUUGUGACCUGGAACUCCGAGGAGGAGGAAGGCGAUGAUUCUGCUCUGCACACGCUGCUGAUGGUGGAUCCCGAUGCGCCCAGUCGCGCGGAGCCCAAGUUCCGCGAGAUCUUGCACUGGGCCGUGGUCAAUAUACCGGGCAACCAGCUAAACGAGGGCCAAACUUUGGUUGAGUACGUUGGGUCGGGUCCGCCACAAGGCACCGGACUGCAUCGCUAUAUAUUCCUGCUGUACCGCCAAAGCCAAAGGAUCGAGGAGUCGCUGCACAUAGACAGACGCACUCGCCAGGGACGGCUGAACUUCAGUGCCCGGGAGUUUGCGGCUAAGCACGGAUUGGGCAAGCCCAUUGCCGGCAACUUCUAUGAGGCGCAAUACGAUGACUAUGUGCCCAUACGGAACAAGGAGAUAACCGGCUAGGCGGCUGCGCUCCAAAAAUAUAUCAUAUUUAUUAUGCUGUAGUCGUUCUUCAUGCCAAUAAAGUCAACCGGGCCCCUAUCAGCUGGGAGUCAGUGUGUCUUAGUUA